Rhineura floridana is the source of this 3232-nucleotide messenger RNA. RefSeq names its product COMM domain containing 8 (gene COMMD8). Lineage: Eukaryota; Metazoa; Chordata; Lepidosauria; Squamata; Rhineuridae. The record is from RefSeq and is a predicted model, not a curated record. Bases 297 to 902 code for a protein of 201 amino acids. The transcript has 6 exons.
CCUCUCACAAUGCGUGAGGAGGGAGGAGGACGCUGGGGCGGAAGAGGCUUUCUCCGGAUGCUGCGAUAGAGCAGACAGGAGACCGUAAGGUCACGUGGCUUUUCCCGCAUUUGCUCUUUCAGGCUGCUUUCUCACCUCCCACCGGGUGGAUGGAUAGUGGAUGGGCCCGCGCGUGCGUGGGGUGGGGGAAAACAGGAAGAUGAAGCUGUUAGAAAAGUUGCCGGCUGAGGAAAGGUUGAAGCUCACAAGGAGCCACGAAGGGCAAGGAUCAGUAAGACAAGUGGUUGGCUUCACAGAUGAAAGCACCUUGUCCACUUCCUCAGAAGGGAGAAGCCGAAACCGAUCCCAAUUUACCGGCAUGCAACUGGCCAACUCUGGUUCAUCCACUGUGUCCACGGCGCACGGGAUCGAGCUCCUUCUUUCACAAAGUAAUUGAUGGGAUUUGUGGCCGUGCCUGCCCUCGAUAUCAAGACUAUAACACUAUUUGGAAUUUGACAGAAUGGAUGGAGAUUCUAGAACUGACUGCAGCAUAUUUCAAAAGUACAGUCGGCAAAGAUCUCUCGGAGGAAGAGGCUAUUCAGCUGCUGAGUGAGCUGAGUUCUGACUCUCAAAAAGCAGUGGUGACCUGCUUGAAAGGCAGAAGACAGGACAUCCGGCAUGCCCUGAUUGAAAGAACAAAUUCCAUCUGUUCCGCACGGCUCCUAGAUUUUGACUGGCAGCUGAAGCUUGCCCUCUCUAGCGAUAAGUUAUCCAUGCUGCAAAUACCGCUUCUAAACCUUGAUCUGGAUUUGACAGAGAAUGGUAACCUCAAGCUGUUUUCCAUAGAAAUGAAUAAGGAGGAGCUCCAGAACCUAAUAAGUGCACUGGAAGCUGCCAAUAAGGUUGUACUGCAACUGAAAUGAUUCCACUAUCAGAUGUGUGUUGGCUAUGAGAAAAUAGACCUGUAUUCUACAAAAAGAAAAAGAACCGAAGUGCUUUUGAAGUUGACAUUUUAAAGUAGGAGAUGGAAAAAUGUUAUUCACAAUCGUACUAAGAGUCCAACUCUUGAUCUAUGCUAAACCAAAAUAAACGCAAAAUCACUUUGGGGCUAACCAGUGAACAUAGCUUUGAUAGACUGCUGCAUUUCUGAGAAGUCUUUACCACGUAAAGACUUCACUGGGGAUCCUGAAGAUAGGGUGGACUGUGUCUUCUCAUGUUACAAGCCAAGCAGCCAACAGUUCUCUCAGAUAACUUGAUGUGAACAUUCCUUUUCUGCUUUGCUUGGGAUUUAUAUCAGUAAAUUACAGAUUAGGACUGCAAAAACAGUUUUGUACUCAGAGGCGCAAGGUGCUGUUCGAUCUCAGAAAGAGGUUUUGUUAUCCAGAUUGAGCUCUGUUGUUAUACGUUAUAUAUAGAAUGUGUCUACAUUUUUCAGUGUAUUGGGUUGAACAUGUCCACCAUCACAGGGCUUAGGCUAUCGUAAGCAUUCCACCUAACUCAGACUUGUUAUUUGCCUCUAUACAUGGAAUAAAUUGGUUUUUCUUAAUGAAAUGUUAAGAUUAGACUAAGAAACAACAACAAAAUUGUUCUUACAAAAUGUCAGCCUCCACAACCAGCCCUCCUUAUUUGUGUGGUCCAGCUGAUACUUCCUUAUCAAGAAAAUUUAUGCAGAGUCCUUUGCUGCAGUUGUAACCAACCAGAAAUGGUUCCUCCUCCUCCUCCGGACCUGGUAGAAAGGCUGAAAUGGACCACCUGAAAACAGUGGUAGGACACUGAAAUGCUAGCUGCUUGUUAGUGCUGGUGACGACUUUAUACUUUGUUGGCAGAGUGUGUGUCUUUUUGAUGAUGUUAGUUUUUCUUUUCCUUCCUAAAUUGGGAAUCUUUAUUAUGUGCUCAAAUUGCAGGACUGGUAGCAAGAGAAUUGCAGGAAAAACAAGAAUUGGAACCAUGGGUAAAGCAAAAUGAACCACCCCAAACAAUUUUGAAUUAGUUUAAUGAAAGUCCAGAGCGGAGACAGGUGAAGUAGCCAGACUUCUUCGGGGGUGCAUAACUUUGUUUCAAGACCAUGUCAAUUGGCCCUAAUGUCAAUCUGCAUUUAGAGCCAGCAUAAUAUCAUGUCUUUUGAUAUUGCACUCAUUUUGUUGUCUCUGUGUUCCAUUGUAACCCUUAUUUCCUUGUGAGCAGGUCUUUGGAUUGGCCACAAAAGUAUAACACACUUUCAUUAAGUGAUUUUUAUUAGCACAUCCCUUUUCUUGAGAACUGGAGAAAGGACUUACAGAUUUGUCAAUACCUAUAGUAUUCAUUCACAUUGCCAAAAUAUGGUGAUAUAACAUUUCUUAUAUAUAAAAUACUACUGAUUUUGCAUGUAAUCGUGGAGAAGACAAUUGCAUUAACAUGUGUUGCUACACCAGAACUUAAAUGGAAAUACAAAAAAGUGUGUUUCUCAAAUGCUUAAAAGUUUCUCCAUGAUUGACUGAUAAAAUGUGAUCAGAGGAGAGAUGUUGCAAUAUACUUUUCCAUGAGUUUUUUUCAUAAACCAAAUGUGUGUGUUUUUAAUGUACAGGAAACAAUAUUUUUGUUUUGUUUUUUCAAAGUGAAAGGGUAGCAGACAAUUUAGACAUACAAAGUCUUACAAUGCAUGUUUGAGGUCUCCAUUUAUAUAAAACUGCACAAUGGAAAGCUUUUAAAAAAAAUGUUUAUUCGGUUACUAGGAAUACAUCAGUUAAUGGAAUUUACCUUGUAUUACACUUUCAGAAGCUAUGGAAAGUGGUUUAAUGAUGAAGGGUAGAUAAUACUACUUUCUUCUGCAUCUUCUUCAUUUUUAUCUGCUGUACUUACUGCACCCUUUGACAGGAAAUUCUGGUAAAUAAAAUACUGAAUGGAAAAACAAGAGGGCAGUAGUUGCUUUGCUACAGCAAAAUUUAACAUUUCUUUGAGUACUAUGUUUCAAAACUGGUGGCUUUGUUUUCUAAAAUAUGUAAUGACUAAAAGUAUAUGGGAAAAGCAAAGAUGGAAAUGGAUGGAGUGUGGAGACAAAAGAUGGCACCAGACAUCUAACAGAAGAUGAGUCUGAAAAAUCUUUGUAGUUGAAAGAAACAGCCGUAUCUGUGUACCUGAACGUUGGGGUGCCUUGCAUCCAGUAUGUACAUGUACAACGGUCCAGAGUAAAUGAAGAGAAUGAUACAAAGAAGAAUGGCUCAUGUGUUGCAGCAUAUUAAAUGAGAUGGAUGCAUUCUUAUGCUACUUUAAAGAU